AUGAAUAUUAUUGUUCAUCGUUUUAAAUCGUGUAAAUGGCUCUCAGAUGGUGAUUGUCGUGUUUCGUUCGAUAGUCGAUCUGGAAAAAUUGGAAUUAUUUAUCGACCGAUACAAUUGGCAUUUAUAAAUCGAAUGAAAGAAUUAAUAUUAAAAUAUACGAAUGAAAAAAGUUCAGCGCCGUAUAAUCAACAACAACAACAACAACAACAGAAUUCCUCACUUUAUUCUUUGGAUGAUACAUUAUCAGUGCUAGGAAAUUCAGUUUAUGAUCUUAAUGCAACUAAAGAAAAUUCCUCAUCUUAUCAUGCUCAAAUGUUAUCGUCUCAUUCUGUGAAUGGUAAAACGUUACAACAUGAACGAUUAUUUCAGAAUCUCAAUUCGACAAUACAAAAUUCUUCCUGUUAUAGUCUGCAACAACAACAACAACAACAACAACAACAAUGGCCACAACAAAGAUUGUCAUCAUUAUCUCGAUCUUCGGUUCCAACAUUUUCUUCAUAUUAUGAAAGUUUAUUUCAACAAUUUGACACAAAUCUUCGCCCAUCGAACAUAAAUAUCGAAACUUUUAAUAUCAAACAUAAUGAUACAAGUAUAAUUCAUAAAGAAAGUAUGUUUAAUUUCAUCAGCAAUUAUUCUUUAUUAUGUUUAAAGCAGAAAUGGAAUCUGCGACGGAGUUCUCACAAGAUCUCGCGGUGAGAAAAAUUCUUUUGUUCGCGGAACGAGUAUGGAUCGAUCUGAAAACUAGCGAGUUGAAGUUCAACUUUUUUUUCGGCUGCAAAUAUAAUGAUUAUUCGUUGAUAAACGAAUCUAAACUUAUGAACAUUAUCGUCGGCUGUUCUGUAGCAAAACAAACAUGAAAUUAUGGAUUUCUUUGUGUGUAUUAGUAUAACUGUUUUGAAAGAAAACAUGACGUUUCGUAAGCGAGAAAGUUUAGGAAUAGCGAUCGAUAUCCAAGGGGAAAAACACUGGCACAUAAAGCGAUUUUGAGAGUAUUCAAAAUUUCUUCACCGCGGAUGAGAUGGGGGACAGAUUUUAAAAAAAUGAUCCCGGUGUGUCUCUGGUUGAAAAGUUAGAAUAGAAGAUUUUUUCAAAAUAUAUUUUGUAAUGUACAGAUGAUAGAAUAAAUCUAACUUGUGAAUUUAUAUAUUACAAAUAAUUGAACUAAUUGAAGUUAUUAUUCGUGAGCUUUCAAAUCUACUAAUUCAUUAUCAAAAAUUUGAUGUACAAUAAAAAUUAAAGGAUGUUGAUAAAACGUAGCUUUUCAAAACAGAUACAAAUCCAUAUUUUACAAUGUAUCUGUUUUAAUCAAUUAAAAAGUAUCUCUUUUGAGAAACGAAUAUUUUGGCAAGAAAUUGCGUUUCUCAAACAGGAUACAUUAUUUUUCAUUUCUAUAUUCAAAAUAAAAAUCAAAUUAAAUAAGUGGUUGAAGCAAUCAAGGUUAUCUUAAGGGGGAAUCCGUCUCCCCCCUUUUUAUUUCGAAAUGUUGUACAGUUCGAUGGAUCACGCCAGAAUAACCCUCCCACAAACGUAAAAAAAGUGAUCAAAAUUGAGUUGCAAAAUUUUUUUUUUGCCAUGGGUUUUUGCUGGAAAAUGAAAAAGUAUUUUGAAAAAGACCUUGCCAAAAAUGCUGCAAAAACAGUGCAUGAUGGAAAAUAACUUCUGCAACAAUAAAUGUACGCAAUGGCCGAUUGUGAGAGUAACGUUGUCUGAUUUUUCAAAAUUUUCUUUCAUAUGUUUUAAAUUUAAUUUCUUUUAAAAUUUUCCCAUUAACUGUGAAAAAUAGACCACGUCACUCUUGCAGCCGGCCAUUGCGCACAAUUUUUGUAAGUAGAAUUUGACUCCAGCGUACAUUGUUAUUGCAGGAUCUUUGACAAGAGUUUUACACUACAGUAAAUGGGUAGCCCCUCGUAUCAAACUAUGUCAGUUUGAAAAGGGCGAUUGUGUUUGAAUUUGAUGGAUUGUAACAUGAUGACUAGAUACCCCAAAGUGUUCUAUACAAUUCUACACAAGACCAACUUUUCUAUCUGUUGUAGUUCUCAAAUGGCAGGCAUUUUACUUGACUAAAUGGUAACAAAUUUUGGGUGACUCAGGAAAAUGUCUGCCAUUCGAGAACCACAACACAUAGUGAGGUCGACUUUGCGGAGAAUUGUAGAGAACACCUUGGGCUAUCUAGUCACCAUGUUGAAAUUAAAAGUCCACCGCAGAUUCAGAAUCUGACAACCUCAUCGCUUUUCAUCCGUCACGUACACCGAAAAACCAAGACUUUUUAGCACCAGAUAUAUGUGAGAUGGAGUAAAGCCUUCUCUACAAAAUGCUGAAAACCUGAGCUUUCUGUCUCCUUUUGUUCUCGAGUUACUCAAAAAAAAGAUCCAUGUAUGUUGAGAAAUCCAUAGUAGAAACCCCAUUUGCCUAAAAUCGAGUACAAAUAAUUGCUUGUCGGUAAUAUUUUGAAAAGGCAAAUACAGAGGUUUGUAGCACUAAUAUCCGAACCAUGAGUUUUCUUAAACACUUCUGAAAUACUUGUUUUUAUUUAUACUUUGAUGUCCAAAACGAUUUUUUUUGAAUAAUAUGGCAGAAGCGCUUUUUUGACUUCACUUUCGUACAAAAUACAUGAUAAAUUUUUGAAGAGUAAGACAACGUUGCUUUGAGCAGUAUUAUUUAUAAACAUUUCGAAACAACAGUUGACGUUUACGAUUUACAAACAGUUGAGAAAUUAACUUCUCUUUGAAAAAUAAGUUUUUUUUUUAUAUAAGUACUAAUUCGCACUUAAGAUAAUCUUGAUUGCUUCUAUCUCUUAUUUAAUUUAAUUUUUAUUUUGAAUAUAGAAAUAGGAGAUAAUAUAUCUAUAAUUGUAUCUCUUUUGAGAAAGGCAAUUUCUUGCCUAAAAAAAAAUUGAAAAAAUGAACUUUCUUUUGAACUUUUUCCAUGUAUUCUAGUGAAUUUCAGUAGGCUUAAUGUAGAUAAAAAACGAGAUGCGUUUUGUCAAUAGAAAUGUCUCUUUUGCAAAUGAGUUCUUUUAAUUUUUUGGCAUGAAUUUUAAAAUUUCAUUCACUGAAUUUCAACAGAGUUUGCCUAUUCUGACGUACAUUUGUGUCACUAUAGCAGAUGCACUUCUCUCACAGUCCACAUACCAAAAGGAUGAGAGUCAAAGGUCAGAUAGUUUGGAAGAUAUCAAAAGAAAUAUUUUUCAAAAACUCGUGGAACAUUUAGUAUGAAAGUAACGAUUUUUAAAAAUGUUUUGCUCCUUUCAAACGAGAGACAAACUUAAACUAAUCUCGUUUUUUUAUCAAAAUGUUACUCAAACUGCCAGCUAUCUUUUUCAUAUUCUCGAUCGGUAUAAGUCAGGUAUGGACUGAGCUACAUCGCGGUGAUUCUGGCAGGACAAAAAGAAAACACUGUUUAGUCUGCGACGCGAUUGUUAGUGCGAAUUCACCUAGAAACUGUGGAUGAAUUGGGAAUUCAUUCAUUUACUUUAAAAGUUCUGUAUGUCUACUACAAGUUGCUCACAAAAAGUAAGAUGAGAUAAUGUUUCGUGGACGUGAAAUUAAAUGAGCUCGGAAAGAAGAGAUAUUUGAGCUCGGUGUACUUAAUUGGCUUUAAAAUGAGAGAAAUGAGCUCGGUUGUAAUAAAAUUAUAUUUUUUUAUAUAAAUGAGAGUUUUGAGCUCGGAAAUAUAUUUAAACUCUGAAA
This is a messenger RNA of Didymodactylos carnosus, 3689 nucleotides long. The record is from the annotation of a GenBank genome assembly. Lineage: Eukaryota; Metazoa; Rotifera; Eurotatoria; Philodinida; Philodinidae.